Molecule: messenger RNA, 1260 nt
Organism: Spea bombifrons (plains spadefoot toad)
Lineage: Eukaryota; Metazoa; Chordata; Amphibia; Anura; Pelobatidae
Product: ester hydrolase C11orf54 homolog
Exons: 9
Coding region: 202-1152 (316 amino acids)
Cellular component (GO): nucleus
Molecular function (GO): hydrolase activity, acting on ester bonds; zinc ion binding
Source: RefSeq, a predicted model, not a curated record
UGCCAUUCGGUGGUGUUUCUGCGCCGCUUGGUAGGCGCUUCCUGAUGACGUUACGGUCUGAUUCCUUAAGUUUGCGAUCGAUCAGCUGUUCCUGCAGACGAGAGAAAUACUGUGCGGGUGCUUGGACACCACCUACUGCACUUUGGUCUUGGCAAGAACUUCUCUUAAAUCAAGCUCUGGCUUGCAUGUUGCUGACGGAAAAUGGCUGAAACCGAAUCCUGUGCUCUGCAUGUGCCACCUCUGGAGGAUAUCUGUGAAAGUUUUAAAAGAGGAUUGGAAAAGAAUUAUGCAGAAGUCCAUGUGACGGUUGUGGAUUGCCCUGAUCUGACACAGAAACCUUAUUGUUUUCCUGUGAAAGGGCUAUGUGGAAAGUCUAGGAUCGCAGAUGUGGGUGGGGUGCCGUACUUGGUGCCAUCUGCACGUCUUGAUAAAGUUUACAAUAUUAACACAGUUGCCAAGAAGAUCAACCUUCCUGGAGCCUACAUAUUGGGGGCUGGUGCAACCUCUCACAAAAGCCUAGGAAUGAAUGCAGAGAUGAUCUUCUCUGUGCAGGCUGAGAGUGCCACCACACCUUCUGUAAAUGAUAAUUACGUUGCUAGUGUUAACCCAGCAGACAGCAGUUGCCUUUUAGAGAAAUACCGGGAUAAGAACAGUGAUGAUGAAUUUGGGCUCCUAUCCAAUCUCUAUGCCAGUGAGGGGAAACCAGGAAAGGUCAUUGAGGUCAAGGUGAAGAGAAGGACGGGACAGGACAAUUUUGUUAGCUGCAUGAGGAAAUCUCUGAAAGAGCAUUAUGGCGAUAACGCUGUGGGGAUCGGAGGAACGUUUAUUAUACAAGAAGGAAAAGCAAAACUUCAUGUUAUGCCUCGAGAAUUCUCUGUCUGUCCUUUGAACACUGAUGAUGAUGUUAAUCGCUGGUUGAAGUUCUAUGAAAUGAAGGCUCCUCUGAUUUGUCAGUCAGUAUUUGUGUCUCAUGAUCCCGGGUUCGACUUACGCCUGGAGCACACCCACUGCUUCAGUCAUCAUGGAGAAGGAGGGCAUUACCACACUGACACAACUCCAGACACCGUGCAGUACCUUGGAUACUUCCAUCCUGCAGAAUUCCUCUAUCGCAUUGACAGACCAUCUGUCACUCAUUUGGUUGGACGAGACUAGGCAGAUCCAGCUUCAAGCAAAUGUUAUAAUAAAAAAUGCCAUGUUUUACAGUUGUGUUUUGAUGAAUCGGAUAUAUACAAAAUACAUUGUAGUGGUCAUCAUGUCGCA